CCCUCUUAACCCGCUCUUCUUUCCCCAUUGCCCACACUUUUCCCUGGGAUUCGGGCUCAGGUGGCCUGGCAAAGGGGGACGGCCGCAGGGUUGUUCAUCAGAGGACAAAGUUGGGAAGGAGGAGAGCCACGUAUGCUGCUUUGAAGUCAUUGGUGGAAAGGUCUGUUUCUGACAUCACAACAUUCUCCCAUCAUGUCAGAGCCUAUAACGCUAAAUGUUGGUGGGAAGUUGUACACAACGUCUCUCUCCACUUUGACCAGUUUUCCAGAUUCCAUGUUGGGCGCCAUGUUUAGCGGGAAGAUGCCAACCAAGAGGGAUGGACAGGGCAACUGUUUUAUUGACAGAGAUGGCAAAGUUUUCCGCUAUAUCCUCAACUUCCUGAGAACUUCCCACCUGGACCUCCCUGAGGACUUCCAAGAGAUGGGCCUCCUUCGACGGGAAGCUGAUUUUUACCAAGUUCAGCCUCUAAUCGAGGCCUUGCAAGAGAAGGAAGUAGAGCUCUCCAAAGCAGAAAAGAACGCCAUGCUCAACAUCACCUUAGACCAGAGGACUCAGACAGUACAUUUCACCGUCCGGGAAGCCCCUCAGAUCUACAGCUUGUCCUCUUCCAAUAUGGAGGUGUUCAACGCUCACAUAUUCAGCACCUCCAGUUUGUUCCUGAAGCUCCUGGGCUCGAAACUGUACUACUGUUUCAAUGGCAACCUCUCCUCCAUAUCCAGCGGCUUGCAGGAUCCCUACCACGUGACCUUAGAUUGGGUGGCAAGCGUGGAGGGCCUGCCGGAAGAAGAGUACACGAGGCAGAACUUAAAGAGGUUAUGGGUCCUUCCAGCCAAGAAGCAAAUCAACAGCUUCCAGGUGUUUGUGGAGGAAGUACUGAAAAUUGCCAUGAGCGAUGGGUUUUGUGUUGACUCCUCCCACCCACACUCUUCAGAUUUCAUGAAUAAUAAGAUUAUCCGCCUCAUUCGAUACAAGUAAACCAAGCUCUCCUGGGGGUCCUUUCUGAAUAACAGCAAUGAUGUGUUGAAGGGAUGUCUUGACUUGAGUUUCACAUGGAGCCUACUUUGCAGGUCAUGCUCUAAUCUGAAUGAUGGCCUACUAACUGGAUGUUAGUGUUCACUUAAUGGACUAACCAAUCUACAUUGAGCCUCUAGAAUGGCAGGGAAUGGGUAUCUCAGCUACAUGGGGGGGUUCCACAGUGCGGCUUGUGGAACCAACAUUAUCCUUUCCCAAGAGGCCUUGUUAGCAAGUGAUGAGUCUCUUUGAUUGACCAGGUUGGCAUUGGUAAUGACAUCAGCACUGGGGGAAAAGGCCCAACUUCUGGGCAUUUUCCACCCCCCCUUUGCAUGUUUGAUGCCUUUCUGCCUGGCAGAGGAGAGGCUGAAAUUACUGCAACAUGGAUCAGGACGGAGAAAUGUUGAAGGAUACAUCAUCGUAAGGGGUCAAGACUGGAAUGAAGCUGGUUUACCUUUGCUCUAGUGGGGGAAAGAAGCAAUAUUUAAUGGUUUACACAGAGACAGAGAUUGGAGAGGUACUACUUUUGUCUAAUGAUAGGUGACUUAUUUUAACCUCUCUUUUCCCUUUGGAAAAGGAUAUUUGUGCAAUUUAACCUAUCAGAAGCAAUGGUAAUGAUGCUAAAAUCCAUGGUGAUAUAUGCCUUCUUUUUUUGCAUGAGUUAAACGCUGCUAAACAUUUCUGAAGGAACGAGAAAUCUGAAAUGAGCAGGGCAUGAUCGAUAUCAAAGCUGAUUCCUGUCUCAUGUACAUAAUACAGUCUGCGGCACAUGGAUAUGACGUGGCUCAGAUCCCUGAGAAUAACAGUCCAUAUUUCUGCUGUUUUCCAAAAAAAUAACCCUGAACGAUCAGUUUAGCAGAUGUGAAGGAAAUAAAGAUGAUACCUUUGUAUUUGGUGCUAUGACUACAGGAGACAGUGGAACAAAGUCCGAUGCUAGGAAUUUCAUGGGAGAUGCCUGUCCAGUCAACAAAAAUUGCUACCCAGAUGUGGCAGGGAAAUGUAGAGUAUUCCUUUAAGCCCAUCCAGGAUGCUUUGACAAAGAUACUAAUUUCCCAGAUGGAGGAGGAGGAGGCAGAGAGAAACAGGGUGGGGAUUCUUUCUAUAACAGCUCAUUUGGGGGAACCUGUAGUGCAAUCAGUUAUAUUCACUUCCCAAUCAGAACCUAAUUCCCUAAACAAAUAGUUUUACUUUUUUUAAAAUCUUAGGUUACCCUUCAUUGCACACUUAUCCAGGAUUGCGCUGUACGGUAAACAGUGGGAGAUACGUCUGAGUGGCCAUGCGUCCUGCAUAGCGUUGGGGGGGAUCCAUACUGUUGCACCGUUAGGGAUUGAUUCCCCAUCUUUUGCACAAGCCUCAAAUAGGCUAAGGGGGGGGGUGUCGCAUAGUAAUAAAAUCACCACCACCAAAAAAAAA
Molecule: messenger RNA, 2424 nt
Organism: Pogona vitticeps (central bearded dragon)
Lineage: Eukaryota; Metazoa; Chordata; Lepidosauria; Squamata; Agamidae
Gene: KCTD21
Product: potassium channel tetramerization domain containing 21
Biological process (GO): protein homooligomerization; ubiquitin-dependent protein catabolic process
Molecular function (GO): histone deacetylase binding; cullin family protein binding
Source: RefSeq, a predicted model, not a curated record